Schistosoma guineensis is the source of this 2145-nucleotide messenger RNA. The record is from the annotation of a GenBank genome assembly. Lineage: Eukaryota; Metazoa; Platyhelminthes; Trematoda; Strigeidida; Schistosomatidae.
UGUUUUUAUUAACUGGAUUAUCCAAUAUGAAUAAAACAUCAUUCACGGAACGAUAUGAUAAACUUGGUUUAUUAUCUAAUAGUUAUUCAUUUCAAUGGGAAACUAAUUCAUUUCAUACUAUCAAUAUAAAAUCUAAUAAUGAUAAUAAAUAUAAAUCAUUUCUAUUAUUUUUAUAUAAUACAACAAAAUGUAAAAUUGAAAAAACAUUUAAUACAUUACAAUGUUAUCAUAAAUUAAUAAUACAAAAAUCCAAUUAUUCAUUGGAUAAAGAAAUAAACGAUAAAUCAAUACUUAUUCAAUUGAAAAAAAUCGAUAAUAAUAAUAAUAAUAAUAAACAAUGUAAUACUUACUCAAAAGAGAAUAUAAUUGAAUCAAAUUCUGAUUAUAUAUCUAACGAUAAUAGUUUAAAAUCAAUCGAUUCAUUAUAUAAUUCAGGACGUAUUAUACAUCGAAAACAUAUAAAAUAUCGUCAAUGGAAAAAUAAAAUCAAUAUCAAACAUAAAAAAGCAUGUAUAAAUAUAAAAAUCAAUGAAAAAUCAAUAAAUGUUAAUAAUAAUAAUAUAUUGAUUUUUAAUAAUGAUUCACAAUCAAUUGAUCCUAGAUAUUCAUUAAAAAAUGUAGUAAAUUAUAAUAAAAUAUCAAAUAUACAUAAACAAUAUUUAUUUGGUCAAUUAAUGAAUGAUAAUCAAUGGGAUUUAUUUUUAUGUUUAUUAAAUACUGAUAUAAAUAUUAAUUCAAUACAAAAAAAGAUUAAAUUAUCAAAUAAUAAUUAUGAGUUGAAUAAACAUGAAACAAUAAUGAUUGAAAUAUAUCCAUCAGUUAUUGAUCUUUUUCUAAGAAAUAUUCCAUCGAAUCUAUCUUCUUCUUCUUCUUCUUCUACAAAUGGAAUUUAUUCCAUAAUACUUUCAUGUCUUCUUGAUCAUGGAGCUAAUAUUCAUAAUAUAAAUCAUUUUUAUCAAUAUACCUAUAAUGGUGGUAUUCAAUUAAAUACUUUAUCUUAUAUAUUUGAACUAAUUGCAAUACAAUUAAAUCAUAGUUUACAAAUAAUAAAUAUUAUAAACAAUUCUCAAUUUAUUGAUAAUGCUGGUCUAUUAAGACAAUUAUUAAAUUCUGGUAUGAUUCCUACCAAAUUAUUUUUUCUUAUUUAUACUAAUAAAUUAUUCAUAUUUAAUAUAAAAGAAUCAAUCAUUCUUAAUCAUAAUAAUCAUAAUAAUAAUAAUACAACUCAAAUAUAUAAAAAUCAUUUUUAUCCACUACUUAUAUAUGAAUUAGUAAAAUGGAAUAUUUCUAAUCAAAAUACAACACAAUAUCUUCCAAUCAUAUUACAAUCAUUUAUUGUAUUAUUUUUUAAUUUUAUAUAUUCUGGAUUAUGUAAAUUACCUGAAAAUCUAUAUGAUAUAAUCGAUAAUAAUUUAAUAAAUCAAUAUAAUGAUUAUCAUACUAAUAAUAAACAUAAUAAUCAAUAUAAUGAUAAAGAUUACAAUAUUAAUAAUCAAUAUUAUUUAUCAUAUUUUAAUUAUUAUCAUAAUAAAUUUUUACAACUUAUUAAUAAACAACCAUUUAGUUUAUUUGUACAAUGUAGAUAUAAAAUAAGAAAUCAAAUAGAUAAAAAAUAUUUUAAUAAAUUAAUUAUGAAUUCAAAUAUAUUUAAUAAUGAUAAUAAUAAUCAUUUUAUGAUAAAUAAUGAAUUUUAUAAAAAAUUAAUUCAAUUACCUGAUCCAUUAAAACAUGCUAUUGGUUAUAUGGAAGGGAUACAUUUAAAAAAUGAAUUAUAUACUUUAACACAACCAAUGUAGUAUCAUUUUAUGUAUAUAUGGAUAUAUAUAUCGAUAUGAAUGGAUGAUGAAAUAGAAGUACAUCUCUUCAGCAUAAUAUUUAUCAAAUGAAAGGUAUAAACAUUUUAAAUGUGAAAAACAUUACCAACAAACGAUAAAACUAUUACUGUUAAAUGGAAACGUUUAAAAACGUUACUUGUAUACAAACCUUUUAAAAAUAAGGAAAAUAUUAUUAUGAAAGUGCUCAAUUGUCAUAAAAUUAUUUAAAAAAAAACAAGACAAAUGCUUAACUCUCAAACAGUUUAAGAUUUUGAUUGAGAUCAUGAACUGAUUGAUGUUAGACCAACAUUGAAAACCUGGAAGCACUGGA